This is a messenger RNA of Aspergillus luchuensis, 3552 nucleotides long. RefSeq names its product putative C2H2 transcription factor (AmdX) (gene amdX). The record is from RefSeq and is a predicted model, not a curated record. Gene Ontology annotation, molecular function: DNA-binding transcription factor activity, RNA polymerase II-specific; zinc ion binding; RNA polymerase II cis-regulatory region sequence-specific DNA binding. Gene Ontology annotation, cellular component: chromatin. The transcript has 2 exons. The coding region runs from base 1 to 3552 and encodes 1183 amino acids. Lineage: Eukaryota; Fungi; Ascomycota; Eurotiomycetes; Eurotiales; Aspergillaceae. Gene Ontology annotation, biological process: DNA-templated transcription; regulation of transcription by RNA polymerase II.
AUGUUACUAGAUACAAUGGUCGGCCAGGACCCGGCCACGAGCCCCAAGGUGGAGGACCUUGCUAGUAUCAGCGAGAUCCCGGUCGAUGUGCCUGCUGCCCCCAAAGAGGACUCGAAGAAGGAGUCCAACGGCCAAUCUGAUUCCAAAAAUAAUAAUGUGCCUCCCCCCAAGACUGACAAGCCCCGCCCUCAUGGAUGUACGACCUGUGGCCGGUCUUUCGCUCGCUUGGAGCACCUCAAGCGUCAUGAGCGCUCGCAUACCAAAGAAAAGCCCUUUGAAUGCCCCGAAUGCGCGCGUUGUUUCGCUCGUCGGGAUCUCCUUCUCAGACAUCAGCAGAAACUACACAUGACUACAACGCCAUCAUCGCGUCCCAGAAAUGGUCGACGAGAGAGCACGGGAGGCGCAUCCACUGGAGCGAACCGGGUUCGCAAGAACUCAAUCGCUAGUAACUCCAGUAACAUGCGUCCCAGAGCAAAUACCAUCAGCCAUGUCGAUGGGGCUUCCUUGGGAAUAGUGAACACCUCGAAUCCUCCACCAGCGCCAGCUGGCCACUCGGGUCAUACUUAUCAUGCAAGUAUUGGCUCCGCGUCAGUGGGUUCGAACCUGGAUUUUCGAGGUUACUCUUCAGGUCACCAUCCUUCCAUGAAUGGCUUGACCAAGCUAGAAACAUCGGGUUUGCCCAUGGAUCUUUCUGGUGGUCUUCGCACUGCUCCUGUUUACGGUAGCUUUGACAUCAAUGUCCCAGAUAUGUUCAUGGGCCAUGGCAGUACCAUCAACCCAGCGCAGCUGCACUUUGGAGGCUCACCCCAGACCUACGGAAACGACUCGCCAUCAUCCCCAUAUGCCCAUGGUGCGCAUCAUAUGCCUCCGGCGGAUGGGAUGAUGGAAGAUGAUUUCAGCUUCGAUUGGAUGAACACCUUUGACCCUGCUAUGGCUAUGGGUAAAAGCGCCGAUUCCGCCAUCGAUGAGUCGUCCCCUUCUGCAAUGAGUACGGGCAGUCAGAGUGGAAUCAGUGAAGCCAUGAUGGAUGGCUCACAUCGCUACUCCAUCUCUUCAAACAGCUGGCACAACCCGUUUCCCCCACAUUCGGCGGCGGCCGCCGGCCAGUUUCCCCUCGAGUACACCUCAUCUAGCUUCAACGAUAUAGGCAUUCCACCGGAAACGGUUUCGCCCAAGUCAUUGAUGGCCCAGAAUCCUUUUGCGGAAACCUAUGCAACUCCUCCAUCCAUGACUUCCGUUGGCCAGCCCUUAAUGGGUGGACAUUCGCAGAGUAUGUUUUCAUCCUCUAUGGCAACAAACGGAGAAUCUCCUAAUCCUUUCAACCUCCCUUUCGCGAAUAGUGCCCUACGAACUCACCAUUCCCCAAGCUCCACGGAUACCUUUACAGACUCCACCCGACAGGCUCUAUUAGCAAGCAUGGCGCGCCCUACCAGUCUCAAUCACCGCAAGUAUUCCCAGCCCGCCAGCGGCAUGAUUCCCUGCCGCGAUCUUUUCUCCCGUUCCUCCACUUUCACCGGCUCCGGUCAAUUACCUAGCACCUCGGACAUGCAACGCUACAUCUCAGCAUACAUCACGUAUUUCCAUCCACAUAUGCCGUUCCUUCAUAUCCCGACCCUUGACUUUCAGGCGCCCGAGUACACCAACAAUCUGCGGACUCCCAGCGGCCAUCUCAAUCUCAGCUCUACCGGCAUCACUGGAGGUGGUGGCUCCCUGAUCCUCUCCAUGGCGGCAAUCGGGGCCCUCUACGAAUUUGACACUGCGGCCUCCAAGGACUUAUUCGAAGCUGCCAAGAAAAUGAUUCAACUCUACUUAGAGGAGCGACGUAAAGCGGACAUGUCGACCCCGGUCGGGCGCCACAGUAACGCUCGUGACAGCUCGGUGCACAAUACGCCGCUUUGGUUGGUUCAAGCGAUGCUCCUCAACGUCAUCUAUGGACACACCUGCGGCGACAAGACAUCUGCUGAUAUUGCGAGUACGCAUUGUGCCGCGUUAGUCAGCCUUGCCCGGGCGGCUGAACUGAAUCGCCACCUAGAUGCGAAAGACCUCUCUCAGGAUUACCUCACUGCCGGACUUGCCAGCCGCGUUGGUACUGACGCUGACAGUUGGGGCCAAGCAGGGCAACCGAAGGAGAGAAGGGACUGGUUGGAGUGGAAGAUCGUAGAAGAGCGAAAGCGAACUCUCUACGCAAUAUUUGCGCUUUCAUGCUUUCUUGUGUCGGCUUAUAACCAUGCACCCGCUCUGACCAAUUCCGAAAUCCGCCUCGAUCUGCCCUGCGAAGAGGAUCUCUGGGCCGCGGAGUCCCCACAAGCGUGGAAGAAGCUUGGUGGACAGUCAACACCAAAGAAGGGGCUGUCCUUCUCCGCUGCUUUGACUACGCUGCUUACCGCCAGUCAACGAGAGCAACAAUCGUCUACAACACAGGCCAAAGCAUCUGGCAACGAUGCCUCCGAAGGAUCUCCCAGUGGCGAACUCAAACCUAGUACCUUCGGCUGCUUGGUUUUGAUAUAUGCUCUUCACAACUACAUCUGGGAGACUCGUCAGCGUCACAUAGGCCGGCAGUGGACAUCACGAGAGAACGAAGCCAUGCAAGCACACAUCGAGCCCGCACUGCGAGCCUGGCAAUCCGCUUGGGCCAGCAAUCCUGUGCAUAGCUUGGAACGUCCCAAUCCUUUCGGUGCAGGGCCCCUCUCUGCUGACAGUAUCCCGCUGUUAGAUCUCGCGUAUGUCAGGCUAUUCGUCAAUCUAGGAAGGUGCAAAGAAGCAUUCUGGCAGCGUGAUUGGAAUGCGAUGUCAGAUGAGCUUGCGCGUGGAACAGGUGUAGAUCAACCCAUGGACGAUAUACCAUCUGAUGUGCUGGACCCAUCGAUCACGGAAGGUUCCCACCAGAUUGAUCAUCGGCGCGAUUCAGUGGCAGAUCUGGGUGUAGGUGAUCUUGCUAUAUCCGGUACUCCCACCCAGGAUCAUCCUCUGCAGACUCUCAUGGGCGUAUACCGACCUGGCCAAACCAAGCGGGAAAGGCAUCUGCGCAAGGCUGCCUUUUAUGCAGCUGACUCAAUCUCAAUGUCCGAUCAACUAGGAAAUACCUUUGCUGAAUUCACGUGCCGGGAGCUGCCCAUUCAAUGUGCCAUGUGCACUUUCGACUGCGCUCAAGUGCUGGCAGAAUGGAUCACUACUGUUCAGGAACGCGUCGGCCCCUACCUAGGUGUUCUUGGCCAGGAUGACGUCGACCUCAUGCAAGCUACCAGCCUUCUCUUACUCGAGGAAGAGGACUGCAAACUGUUGGGCAAGAUCAAAGAGAUUCUUUCCAGCGUUGAAAAUAAGAUGCAGAGAGAAGUUCAAAGCGGGGUAACCAUGUCAGCCCUGAGCGUCCUACAACGCCUGCCUAGUGUUGUUGAAGGGGGUUAUGGCAGCAAGAUUCUGAUUGCCACGGCAAGUCUCCUUGACCGGGCCGCUGUGUGGCCAGUGACAAAGCUUAUGGCUCGAUCACUAGAAGCCCAAGCUAUGCGGCUGAAAGAGCGUGCUCAAAACUCGACCUUGGGAGCCAACAACUAG